Molecule: messenger RNA, 672 nt
Organism: Manacus vitellinus (golden-collared manakin)
Lineage: Eukaryota; Metazoa; Chordata; Aves; Passeriformes; Pipridae
Product: peptide methionine sulfoxide reductase MsrA 1
Exons: 4
Coding region: 44-505 (153 amino acids)
Biological process (GO): cellular response to oxidative stress
Cellular component (GO): cytoplasm
Molecular function (GO): peptide-methionine (S)-S-oxide reductase activity
Source: RefSeq, a predicted model, not a curated record
AGCUCCCGGUUUGGAGGGUGGGACAGCCCCUCUCUGGAGGGCCAUGCGAGGUGCAGGGGUGCUCCCCAGCCCCGCCGAGGCUCUGCCAGGCAGAGCACAGAGGAUGACAGUGACAGCAGGGCUGGCUCUGCUCACAGGGCUGACAGGGCACGCCGAGGUGGUGAGGGUGGUCUUUGACCCCCAGAAAAUCAGCUACGAGGAGCUCCUCAAAAUGUUCUGGGAGAACCACGAUCCCACUCAAGGCAUGAGGCAGCAGGAGGACGUGGGCACCCAGUACCGCUCCGUCAUCUACACCCUGGGCCCCCGGCAGCAGGAGACUGCCCUCCGGAGCAGGGACCUGUACCAGCAGGUACUGGGGACACUGGGACGCCCUGGGGACACAGAGAUCGAGCCGGCCCGUGACUUCUACUACGCCGAGGACCGUCACCAGCAGUACCUGCACAAGGUGCCCGGGGCCUCCUGUGGCAUGAAGGGCACCGGGGUCACCUGCCCCAUCACACGCUGAGGGGCCACCCCGUGUCCCCUGCGCUGUCCCCGUGUCCCCUGCGCUGUCCCCACGCCCCUGGCAUUGCUGGCCCCACGUGUCACUGCCACCCCAUAGCACCUCACUGUCCCCCAGUUAAAGCCCUGUGACCCCCACCCUGUCCUGGCUUUUCCUGGGGGCUCUGGGGG